AUGGAAAUGAAGGGAAGCGAGGGCGGGAAAAAGCUCAUCCCGACACAGCGCAUUGGAGUCGGCCUGGCGGUAUCUGAUGGAGAUGCUGAUUCCUUGCUGGUAUUAGCAGAAGGAACUGGUGAUUUUGAGCAGAUCCCUGAGUUAAACAGCUCUGGCAGCCGGGGUAGUAAUAACAGUGUCAACAGUCUGCCGUGCACUCAGAGUGUCACUCCCUCCGUGGGGCAUUCCGUGGCCCGCUGGGCUGAGUCCUUUGAGACGCUGCUACAGGACCAGCUUGGUGUUGCAUACUUCACUGAGUUUCUGAAAAAGGAAUUUAGUGCUGAGAAUGUAUAUUUCUGGCAAGCAUGUGAACAAUUUCAGCAGAUACCAGCUAACAGCACCCAAAAGCUGGCUCAGGAAGCUAGGAAGAUCUAUGAUGAGUUUCUGUCAAGUCAUUCAAUAAACCCAGUGAACAUUGACAAACAGGCCUGGAUUGGUGAGGAGGUGUUGUCCACCCCCACUCCUGACAUGUUUCAUGUCCAGCAACUGCAGAUUUUCAACCUGAUGAAAUUUGACAGCUACGCACGUUUUGUCAAGUCUGCAUUGUACCAAGCAUGUGCAAAGGCGGACAGCCAAGGGCAGCCCUUGCCAGAACUGAGAUCCAGCUCUCAGUCUGGCAGCCCACCCACCGAACAUAGCAAGAAAACAAAACUAAAGGCAGGGAAAUCGCUACCGUUAGGAGUGGAGGUAGCUGGUAACCUGGCUGGGAGGAGUCCUCGGAGAUCCUUUCGGAAAGGAGACCGGAGGGACCGUCCCUGGGGAGAGGAGAGAAAUGGUGGUGAGGGACCAACCCCCUGGCGUGAAUCCCAAGGCUCUUUGAAUUCUUCAGCUAGUCUGGACCUGGGCUUCCUAUCUUAUGCAACCAGUGGCUUGCAGGCAGAGAACCACAGGAAGAGUCUGACUGGCUCAGAAUCUGACAGUCAGAAUCAUCCCAUUAAAUAUUGUUGCAUUUAUCUGCCUGAUGGGACUGCAUCUCUGGCCCCAGUACGUUCUGGCCUCUCUAUCCAGGAGAUGUUGGCUGGAGUUUGUCAGCGUCGUGGCCUCAAUUUACCUGAUGUAAAGAUCUACCUUAUGGGAAGUGAAAAGAAGCCGCUGGCAUUGAAUCAGGACAGUUUAGUACUGAUGGACCAGGAGGUGAAGCUGGAGACCAGGGUCAACUUUGAGCUGCACAUUAUACCUAUCAAUAAGACAGUCCGCAUUCUGGCAAAAUCGACUAAAACCUUGCAAGAAGCAUUGCAGCCCAUCUUGGAGAAAUACAGUCUUGAUAUUAAACAAGUGUCACUCAAACGGUCUGGGGAACUCCAAACUUUGAAGUUGGAAGAGAAGGUUUGUGCAGUGGCUGCUCAGAAGCUUGUUCUAGAUUCAGAUGCAGGGCUACUGGAACUGCUGAAUCGUGCACAGAACUGCAGGGUCAAUGACCAGCGUGGGCUACUGUCCAAGGAGGAUCUAAUACUGCCUGAUUUCCUUCAGGUGCCUGAACAAGUUGGCGUCACCUGCACAAGCCAUUCCCCAUCCAGCUCUGCCACUGCGAAUUGCACCCUCAAGGCAGCCGAUGCUGACACCUCUCAGCGUCAAUCAAAGGGGCAGUCACAACCCCAGGUUUCUUCUUCUUCACCGCUGCAAAUAGCAACUUCGUCAUCAUCGGCUGCUGCUGGGAAAUCUGACCUGUGAUCUACUCCAUGAGAACCCCAGCCCACCCUAGGCCCUCAAUUGUAUGUUUUUUUUUGCCGUGAAACCAGGCCUUUCCUGUUUGAUAUCUGUUCUAGUAUCAUGAUCUGCCUCUCACAGACUUGUUCCCCUGGUCUAGGUGGAAGCCUGGCUAGACCCCAUCUAGCUCUUGGGACUCUCCGGCUGUCUUCAGGAAUGGACAUGUGUACUCCUAAUGUUCUGGCCGACUUUCACUAACUGCCCAUGCUGGCUGGGCAGCAGGGCACCAGUAUUACUUACUUGCUGUACCAAACUAUUGUACGGUGUUGCUCUAUGUUGUAAAACAACUGCCAAUGGCUGCUCCAGUGGCAACUACAAUCCUGUGGCUAGUGGUGAUGCUGCCUGUAUAUAGUUUGUAAUUUUCGGUUUCUGUAAAAUGUAAGAUA
Molecule: messenger RNA, 2132 nt
Organism: Protobothrops mucrosquamatus (brown spotted pit viper)
Lineage: Eukaryota; Metazoa; Chordata; Lepidosauria; Squamata; Viperidae
Gene: RGS14
Product: regulator of G protein signaling 14
Exons: 14
Coding region: 1-1710 (569 amino acids)
Biological process (GO): signal transduction
Molecular function (GO): GTPase activator activity
Source: RefSeq, a predicted model, not a curated record